AAGUAAAAUCAAACAAUGAACGGUUGUAUGGUCCUGGUGGCAGUUUCGCCGCUACCCAUAACGUUAUAGGACGAAAGAUCGAUUGUUACCAUUGAAGACACUGAAAUCGCAUGCUGGGAAUGGAAGGCACCCGGUGUUACGACUUCUUUAGCCUAUGAACAACAAACCAAAAACAUGAGAAGCAAUGCCUGUCUUUGCCGUAACUUGAACUCUCUGCCAUUUGACAAGGACUGUUCCCCACACGUGCUCUACAUGGAUUGGAUUGGGUUUAUUGGCAAUAUGCUAUCUAUACGUAAGCAUGGCAAGAUAUAUGUCGUUCAGGAAGUGGGCAAGAUGUAUAUACCACGGUCACUGUGUGAUUUCGCCGACUUCUAUGAUACACUGAAGCUUAUAUACACUUUCAAGCGUCACUUAUGUAACUUGCAAGCCCAUGUGCUUCCAGCGUUAGCACGGAAGGAACGCCAAGAAGAACACGAAAAGUAUGAUCACGAAGUGCCAGAAUCUGAAUUCGAUACAGCGGAUCCUGAGAUCUUCUAUACUCCUAAAACAUCCCGAACGUAUGCAGCAACCCCAGCUGAGUGAACUUGGAUCCUCUUUUUUCAAUUCAUUAUUUUAUAUACCUGUCACUUCUCUAUUCUUUUGUUAUCCUUCUUUUCC
Messenger RNA from Zychaea mexicana, 657 nucleotides. RefSeq lists its product as uncharacterized. Lineage: Eukaryota; Fungi; Mucoromycota; Mucoromycetes; Mucorales; Lichtheimiaceae. The coding region runs from base 175 to 582 and encodes 135 amino acids. The record is from RefSeq and is a predicted model, not a curated record. The transcript is spliced from 3 exons.